UUAUCUGCAGCUUCUUUGUAUGUAUGUAGUACAAUUACUACCCUUCCCACGUUCUCACGUUCCCAAAAAGCAGCACCCAGCUGAGGCAGGUAGAGGGAUGUAUAUUGAUGUAUACUUACCUACCUACAUGCCUGCCAUCCUUGCAUAGCGCCGUUUCGCGCCUCGAUCCACUCACCACUACUACUCUGACGACUAUUCCUACCAGCGGCUGUCGUCAAAAUUGUCACAGAAUCUCGUCAGAUACUCAUCAAGCUUUGCAUCUCAGGAAGCAUAUUUUGGCUAUAUUUUGAGCCCGAAGAAUUUUUAAAAAUACGAAACAAUGCCUACUUCUUUGGACUCGUCUCGCCCAAUCAUGGCACCAUCUACUAUCGGUUCUCCCCGCAGCUCCGUGCGUUACAGCACAUACAGUACCGCGCCCUCGCUAGCAGCGACCGUGCGAACGACGGACUCGGCGCAGGCGGAAAUUCGCGAUAUUGAAUCAGGACUCGAUCGCAUGGAGAACAAAGCCCUAUCGCAGCAGCGUGUCAUCCUUUCUGAAGAAAAGGCGGGCAAUUUGAACAAACUUGCCCUCGGAGCCAAGCUCGACCGUGCUCUCGACCGCCGCAUGAGUAGCCAGGAUGCCGUCAUGAGGCCUCGAAAUAGGAGCGAAUCCGAGAAGGGAGAUGCCGAAAAGCAGGACCCUGAGAAGCAAAACCCCGAAAAGCUGGGCAUCCACAAGGAAGACCCCGAAAAAGAACAAUAGGUUUGCGAGGGAAACUAUUGUGCGAAGAACGAAUACAAAUGAGAGCAAGUAGAUGACUAGAGAGACUAGAGGAUGAUACCAUACGUGGGGCAGCUGCAAAUGGGGGAGUCGGCUGUCCCUCUUUCUUAUUUCGCCUCUUUUCCUAAUACGCGGCCAGUGGUGUGUAUGAAUGUGUACCCAGGUGGGCUUGAGAAAUGAAGUUUGGGAAGCUGGACAACCCAGCCUCUAUCGAUCCCCUUGGCAGUGUGUGAGCCUCGAGAUUAUUCUGAGGAACACGCUCUGGCCUAUUGGUUUGGAUGUGGAACGUGGGAUACUUUUCGAAGCGCUCAGGUCGCCAAGCAAUACCUUGGAGUUUCCACAAGUCGAAUAUUGGGCAGUAUUACGUGAAGGUGUAGAUAUCGGCAGGAUGGAAGAGUAGGGGGGGCACAUGUACGAACGAGACAAGGCAGAUAGUUACAUAAAUAUUGA
Messenger RNA from Hypoxylon fragiforme, 1210 nucleotides. RefSeq lists its product as uncharacterized. Bases 320 to 742 code for a protein of 140 amino acids. Lineage: Eukaryota; Fungi; Ascomycota; Sordariomycetes; Xylariales; Hypoxylaceae. The transcript has 3 exons. The record is from RefSeq and is a predicted model, not a curated record.